Messenger RNA from Aegilops tauschii subsp. strangulata, 671 nucleotides. RefSeq lists its product as uncharacterized. The record is from RefSeq and is a predicted model, not a curated record. Lineage: Eukaryota; Viridiplantae; Streptophyta; Magnoliopsida; Poales; Poaceae.
UCUCCCCCGCUCCAACUCACAACUCGCAGCGCAGCACACCUCUCCCUCCCACAGCUUCUACACAGAGAGCCGGCCAGAGCACUCCGUCCGUCGUCUGCGAAGCUCAGCCAGCUUUCCUUCCGCCCACCAGCACCAACCAAAUGGCUCGCUUCGCCGUGGUCGCCGCCAUCGUCGCCCUCCUGGCCAUCGCCGCCGCCGCGCAGGGUCCCAUGCCGGCGCCCAAGAUGGCCCCGCUGCCGGCGCCCCCGACGAGGUCGCCCCCGACCGCAUCCGCGCCGUCCCCGAUGGCCUCUCCCCCGGCCCCGCCCACCGACGCCCCCACCGGCGCUCCUUCCGCGAUGACGCCUUCCGCGGUCGCCGGAGCACCCGCGGGCGCACCUGCCGGCGCGCCCAGCGGCACCACCCCCGCCAGCUCCACCGUCUACGCCUCCUCCGUCAGCUUCGUCGCCGUCGCCGGUGCCGUCGCCGCCGCCGUCAUGUUCUAGAUGCAGCGGUCCUCGCUCGACCGCCGCGGGAGUGCCACUCUGUUUUCAUUAGUAGUACUGUUGUUUAUACAACGAGAUUCAUUUUUUAGAGGCUGCGGAGAGAGUGACAUGACAUGACAUUGCCAUGUUAUCUUGCUACAUACUGUAUGCUCGAGGUCAUUAUUAAUAGAAUUAUUUCAUUUGUUA